AUGGGCGCCGAGAACAGUCGCCCGACGCCACGCCCGAGCAGCACCUUCCGCGCAAUCCCGGACCAGUACGAGACCUAUGAGCAGUUGCAGGCGGCGCUGCGGGCCGCCGGCUUGGAGUCGUCCAACCUCAUCGUCGCCAUUGACUACACCAAGUCCAACACGUGGACGGGCCAGCAUUCAUUUCAAGGCAAGUGCUUGCACGACAUUGACCCAACAGGCCAGACGUGGAACCCGUACCAGUCGGUGAUCCACAUCAUGGGCAAGACGCUCGAGACAUUUGACGACGACAAGCUCAUUCCGGCCUUUGGCUUUGGUGACGCCACGACGGGCGGCCGCGCGUGCUUUCCGUUCCUGCCGAACGGCGAGAUCUGCACCGGUUUUGGCCAAGUGCUCGAGCGCUACAACCAGAUCACGCCCAUGAUGGCGCUCUCGGGACCGACGAACUUUGCGCCCGUCAUCAACGAGGCCAUUCGCAUCGUGCAGGCGCAGCGGUCGUACCACAUUUUGCUCAUCGUUGCAGAUGGUCAAGUCACGAACGAGAAGGAGACCAUCGAUGCGAUUGUCGCUGCGUCCAGCUACCCGAUUUCCAUCAUCAUGGUUGGUGUCGGCGACGGCCCUUGGGGCACGAUGGAGAAGUUCGACGACCAGAUCCCGUCCCGGCGCUUUGACAACUUUCAAUUUGUCGAGUACGCCAAGAUGCUGCGGCAGAACCCGCGCAAUCCGGAGGUUGGCUUUGCGACCCAAGCCCUCAUGGAGGUGCCAGAUCAAUACAAGAUCAUCCGCAAGCUCGGUUUGCUGACCAACGAGGCGCCAUCCUCGUUCAUUUAA
Messenger RNA from Saprolegnia parasitica CBS 223.65, 828 nucleotides. RefSeq lists its product as hypothetical. The transcript has 7 exons. The record is from RefSeq and is a predicted model, not a curated record. NCBI's taxonomy places the organism in Eukaryota, Oomycota, Saprolegniomycetes, Saprolegniales, Saprolegniaceae. The coding region runs from base 1 to 828 and encodes 275 amino acids.